AGGAGGAGAAACAGAAACAGUAGAUACACAGAGACUGGAAGAGGGAGACCAUCAGCUUUAUAGCAAGAGAUGAGGAACGGACCAUCGCAGCCAUAACACAGACGGACCUCAUUAUCAUUUUUUUGGAGUAAACACAUUUUCGUCAUCAGCGGCCAUCGCGUCAUUACGCACAUUCCUCAGCAGGAUUUGCGCAUUUUUUAAUUCCAGACACUCCGCUGCUGAUUUCAAAUAUCUCUGCACAGGGAAAUAGCUCCUCAGACAUGAUCGAGCAGGUGAAGCAUUUUAUCUGACACUUACAAAUUAAAAAUAACAAAAAUAAGUCAAAUGGAAGAGCAGAACUCCAAACCGGAAUCCAGAAACAUGGACGCGUGUCUGAGAAGACUCAAGCAGGAACUGCUGUCUAUGAGAGAAGCUGGAGAUGGCCUCCACGCUCAGAUGAAUUCAAUGAUGGGAGCUCUCCAAGAACUCAAGCUCCUUCAGGUCCAGACAGCGCUGGAAAGCCUAGACAUUUCAGGACGCCCAAUUAACCGGGGAAUCCCACAUCCUUCUUCAACUACCACUCAGCUAUCAGCUGCAUCAGUUUUGGGUCUAAGUGAAAAGCACGAGCAAAGACCAACCAUGCCAGAGGAACCCAGUACCAGUCCAGUGUCAAGUCUGAGGCUAUCCUUAGACAGUAGAAACUCCUUAAGUAGGGAUGAUCAGACCUCAUCAAGAAACAGAAGCAGCAUGGGAUUCUUCUCUUCUUCAGCUUCCAGUCUGGAGAGUGAGAGUCAGAGUGAGAGUGAAAGUCAAAGAAGUGGUACAAGUGCAAGAAGUGAAAACAACAUUGAGUCAAUACCCAAAAGGUGGUCUGGCUACACUGCCCCUCAGGUAGACUUUUAUGGACCAAUGGUGGGAAACCCACCGCCAGAGCUAUACCCUCAUUCCCAGGCUCCUCGUCAUGCUCAGGUGGUGGAUCUGCCUGGGAUCCUGUACAGCCUCUCCAAAGAGGGGCCUUCUUUGGAUAGUGACUACUCCCAGGACAGCGCAGACGAUGCCAGCGACUGGACAUCAUCGCUCAUGAGCCGCAGCCGCAACCGUCAGCCCCUGGUGCUGGGUGACAAUGUAUUUGCAGACCUUGUAGGCAACUGGCUUGACCUGCCUGAGGUGGAGAGAGAGGAUGGAGAACAAGAGUCAAGGAGGAAGAAAAGACAGGAAAGGACAACAGAAGGAGAGGACAGACCCGACACACCAGCCCACCCUCUUCGCCUCAGCCGCUCGCAGGAAAUCUGCAAGAAGUUCUCGCUUACCACAAACAUCUUCAAGAAAUUCCUGCGAAGCGUUCGGCCUGACAGGGACAAACUCCUCAAAGAGAGGCCUGGCUGGAUGGCUCCAGAGCUGUCUGAGGGUGACCUUUUCAAAAGGCCUAAGAAAGCGGCUCCUAAGGCGUCAAAAGGCAGCUUUUAUCUGCCCUUCUGGGCAAACGGACAGCAGGGCAAAGGCAGGCCAUGUCCGCAUCUAGCCGAAGCCGAAAGAAAACAGCAACAGUACCAGCCCUUCCCCCAGUUCUACCAGCAACCAUUCCCAGGAAUUUAUCUAGACAGGAGACAGCCAGAGAUGGGUCUGGAGAAAAGGCAACCCUUGUUUGACUAUAACACAGCUGUGUGGGUCUAACAGUGAGUCUCGGGCCAAAAGGCUGCCAAUGUUGCCAGACUGACUAGGAGACAGGUGCUGGGGGUACGAGCGGCUCUGAUGGAAGGAGUGAAUGGACGAAUGAAUAAGAGGCUGGGGUAUAAUUGCAUCUUUCAGAAAUGAUCUGGUACACUUCCAACACCUCCAGCACAUGUUCCUCUUGCAACUCAGAGAUUAUCAGGUCUAACAGUGAGUCUCGAACAUUUUGUAUGACAAUCUGAGAACCUUGUGUUCUGUGAGUGACUGAAAAUGUGAUGCAGUGUGUCUGAGUCUUUUUCAGGAUUUAUGCUCAAGUUUUGUAUUUUUCAAAUGUCUUCACACGUGUGCACACAGAUUGUCUGGUUGUCCCAGAAGAUGGUACUUUUGACAUGAACAUCCUUCUCAGAAUGUCACCAGAAACUUUACAAAAGCUACAACAGACAUUUUUUUAUUGCUACACUCUCCGACAUGACUCACAUUACUUCUCUGCAUCUAUAUAUAGCAAUCACCAGGAGUAAAAUUGUAUUGUUACAGUUUCCAUAUGUGAAGCUGUUUACAGCUUCAACUGAAUGCACUGCCACUAAAGAGUCCUGAGCUUCCUUUUGUUUCCAAAAAGGCUUUGGAAAGUCAGGUUUAACUGGACCAGCCUCGUUCACUCUGCUCAGGAAUUAAAAACUGAAAAAAUACAAGUAGACUCUGCCACACUUCAAUCAGUCUCAAAUAUAAGUUAGUAAACUCUUCCUUGGAUCUACAUUUGCUCAAACAGACAAAUAUGGUGCAUGUUCAAUUCAAAGCCUGCACUAAAUAAAUGCUGUUAAACUUGAUUUCAAAUUGGACAGAAUCACUUUUCUUUUCAGUUUUGCUGACAGCGUGUUUCACAGUAAGGGGGAGGAGGUAAAAGAUGGCACAGCCAAUUGUGAACAUUGACUAACCGGCAGCCAUCUGGUACCCGGUCGUUAUUGAAAGCAUGUCUGUAGCUUGAAAAAGUUGCAGAACAAGCUUGUUUAAUCCCAAAGCUUCAUGAAUGAUCGGGAUUAUAAUGGUGGUGUUACAUGUUGCAUACAUGCUGAACUGUAACAGAGCUGAAAUAAUAAAUGGUUGGAAAAAUUGACCAGCAGUCAUUAAAGCGAGUUGAGGUUAAUGUACCUGAUGUAUAGAUAUUUGUACAUAGCUGUCACCAAACAAACAGCAGCGAUAAGAAGCACUUACUGUAAUAUGCCAUUGCAUGAUUUUCAUUAUUCUGUGCAGAUAUGAAUAUUUAAAAUGCGGUCACAACAUUGCAUGUAAAGAAUGCCACAGUACUCGGAUUUACAGAUAUUACUUUUCAUAAAUAGCAUCAACAGCUUUUUUCACAACCCCCCUCAGGAUUACAGACCACACUGCCCACUCUCACUCACAACACUCUGCUGAUAAUGGAUGACCACUGUUAUGCAAGGACAAUCUGAUGUUCUUUACUUAUUGUAGAAGAAUAUUUUAUUUCUGUGUCUUAAAUGGGGUAACAGACGAACCAUUUCAGCCAGCAGGGAUUAGGCCUCAGAGGUCUUUUGAGUGUCUUGGCCAGAAGAUCCAUAUGGCGUAUAGUCUCAGUAUUCAGGUCAAUACAUUCUGCUCAUUCAGAGGGUCCAACACUCACACAGACACAUACAGAUUUAGCUAAAACAAGACGCAGCAGUCUGAAAUGUUAAAUCACUCAGUAUGUCUUUGUAAUUGGAACAUUUCUUUCUUUUUGGUAAAUUGUUCUUCCAUGUAAUUUUUUGUGAUAUUGUUGGUAUUUUUCACCGGGGUUCUGCGAACUGUUUAUAGUGUUUAUGUGUCCUGUGUGCUGUAAAUCUGUCACUGACUUUCAUAAAUUAAAUCUGCUUUACAGAAA
Gambusia affinis (western mosquitofish) is the source of this 3520-nucleotide messenger RNA. RefSeq names its product inka box actin regulator 2 (gene inka2). Lineage: Eukaryota; Metazoa; Chordata; Actinopteri; Cyprinodontiformes; Poeciliidae. Gene Ontology annotation, cellular component: nucleus. The coding region runs from base 325 to 1653 and encodes 442 amino acids. The record is from RefSeq and is a predicted model, not a curated record. Gene Ontology annotation, molecular function: protein serine/threonine kinase inhibitor activity; protein kinase binding. The transcript has 2 exons.